This is a messenger RNA of Cucurbita moschata (crookneck pumpkin), 1212 nucleotides long. Its product is annotated as 28 kDa ribonucleoprotein, chloroplastic. Gene Ontology annotation, cellular component: cytosol. Lineage: Eukaryota; Viridiplantae; Streptophyta; Magnoliopsida; Cucurbitales; Cucurbitaceae. The coding region runs from base 72 to 986 and encodes 304 amino acids. Gene Ontology annotation, molecular function: mRNA binding. The transcript is spliced from 4 exons. The record is from RefSeq and is a predicted model, not a curated record.
CUAUCCAUAUCUAAUCCAUCCGCCCAAAACUGAGACUGUGACAGAGGGGUUUGAGCUUCUUCAUCUCCGCCAUGGCGAACGCCGCUAGCUGCUUAUCCUCCUCGUCGUUGUCUUCUUCCUCAAGGAUCCUCGGGCAGAAAUUUCAUAAUUGUUUUCCAUUGAAACAGCUGCAUUCUUUGCCUUCAUCCAUCCACUUUGACCACUGGAAACUCUCCCGCUUGGUUUUCGUUGCUCCUCCCAUGCCAUGUGUUUCUUCAUCUUCUUCAUGCUCUCCUCGUUUCUUGAGGCAUAAACACGGGGCUAGAUUUCCAGUGAUUUUCACUGUUCUUGAUCAGGAAGCUGCGAUAACAGCAGAGGUAAUCGAGGAAGACGGUGUUAAGAGCGAAGACAGCGUUUCGAAUCAGGAAGUGAAAAAUCUGGCACGGCCUUGUGAGCUCUACGUGUGUAAUUUACCGAGGAGUUGCGACAUUGCAGAGUUGGUUGAGAUGUUUAAACCGUUUGGUACAGUCUUGGCUGCUGAGGUCUCUCGGAAUCCAGAGACAGGCAUAAGCAAGGGAUGUGGCUAUGUCACAAUGGGUUCAAUAAACUCCGCUAAAGUUUCAAUUACGGCAUUAGAUUGUUCUGAUGUUGGUGGACGAGAAAUGCGCGUUAGAUUUGCUGUUGAUAUGAAUCCCAAAAUGAGAAAUCGCAAUAACCUGCAUUCAUCACCCAGGAAGAACAUAAUUUAUGAAAGUCCUUACAAAAUCUAUAUUGGGAAUCUUGCUUGGGAUGUCAAACCUGAAGAUCUGAGGAACCUUUUUAGCCAAUUUGGAACUGUAGUCAGUGCAAAAAUUUUGAAUGAUCGUAGAGCUGGGAAGAGUCGUCUUUACGGUUUUCUUUCUUUCUCUUCAGCUGCAGAGCGUGAUGCAGCAAUUUCUUUGAAUGGAACAGAGUUCAAGAACAGGAAACUCAUUGUUAAAGAGGGUUUGGAAAGGAACGAGUCUUGACUGCAGCCCUUCUUCUUGAACAAGUAAAAGAAGAAAUCUCAUCUUGUUUAAAUGUUCUUAAUCAGUUACAAGUUUGAUUUUUAGCUAAAUUAUUAGAAGGAUCAAGUUACCUAUCCUUGUGAGAUCUGCAUUGAGAAUCUUACAAAGUUUUGCUUUGAGGGUAUUAGAAUCUUUGAUAAGGAAUACUCUAAACUGAUCUUGAUUUACUUAGCCUUUCUACUGGGAA